Schistocerca americana (American grasshopper) is the source of this 957-nucleotide messenger RNA. Its product is annotated as ankyrin repeat domain-containing protein 7-like. The transcript is spliced from 6 exons. Gene Ontology annotation, molecular function: protein binding. Gene Ontology annotation, cellular component: cytoplasm. The coding region runs from base 76 to 957 and encodes 293 amino acids. The record is from RefSeq and is a predicted model, not a curated record. Lineage: Eukaryota; Metazoa; Arthropoda; Insecta; Orthoptera; Acrididae.
CUGCGGCAUAUUCAUUACUUAAGAAGCGUUGCCGGUUUUACAGUACCUGGAGCUGAUCUCCAGGCUAGAAAUUUAAUGGGUGAGGCGGCACUGCACAUUGAUUCUCGCUCUCAUUCCCUGGAAACUUUUAAGUUUCUGCAGCAGUCAAGUAUUCCAACUGACUCUCAGGACCUCCAAGGAAAAACUGUUCUUCAUCGUGCUGCUGAACGUGGGGAUGCUGAAAUGGUGAAAUAUCUACUAGAUCAGAAAUGUCUCCCUGUUGACUGCAGAGACAAGUAUGGUCAAACUCCAUUAAUGUUAACAGCAGAAUUUCCAAGAAGUGAGCAAGAUCCUGUAAAACAUUGGGAAUGGAUUGACCAUACAGAUUAUGUCAGUAAGGCUCUCAAGCUUAUUGUAGGUGCUGGGGCAGACCCUACAGCAAAAGAUGUUGUUGGUAGAACAGCACUCCACAGAGCGCUUGGAUGUAAGCAGAAUUUCCAGUACCUUCAGAAAAUACAUCCCAAUUUCAAGGAUGGUCUUGAUAAAAAGGGGCAACCAGCCAUAAUGAGAGCCAUUUCUGCAUUUCAACACCACUAUGAUAUGCCCCAGGUGAUAAAACUUAUAGUGCAGGGAGGUGCAGAUGUCAAUUUACGUGACCGAGAUGGAAAGACAGCUUUGUGCCUGGCAAUAGAGAAAGGUGCUUUCUGGGCAUUGAAGGAACUAAUAGAGGGUGGAGUCACUUUAUCAUCUUGCACAAAGGAUGAGCUUACAGAUAUUCUCCACAUGGCUGUGUGGUACCAUCAAGAUGAGGCUGCACUGCAUCCAAAUAUCAGUGUGUAUAAAAGUGUGUAUGGUAUGUACAUAAUUUUGAAACAAGGAAGUACAGACGUUAGGGAACUAAGACUUUCAAAAUACAGUCAACAUAAAUAUAUUGAUGAUGAAGUUAAAAGCUGUACUAUGCCAACUAAUGAUGGGUGA